AUGGCAAUGCAGCGAAGCCACAUUGUCCUCUCCACGAACAGCGACGCGUUGAAAGGCUUCGAGGGCCACUUGCGUCAGUCUCACAUGGCAGAAGAGGUCCUCUUGUUGCAGUUCUCCGAGCAGAAGGCGCUGAGCAUACAGAAGCUGCGCCAAGCGAUUGGGGAUCCACAUUCCUGUGAGAUCUGGGUGUUGCUGCUGGCGACGGGGCAGUCGAGCCACCUGUGGUUCAACGCCGAGCACUGCCCCAAGAAUGUUGAGCUCUGCUCCUGGCUCAAGAGCCAUGCUGAGAUCAGGUAUGUGAUCUGCCCCACGAGCCCGACAGCAAAAAUGGAUUGGCCGGACUCGGAGACGAGACCUCUCCCUAUGAUUAAGCAGGUCUUCGGGGACUAUCUGCCCAAGAACUUCGACCAGGUCUCCUGCUGGCAUGGUUUUGAAGCCGGCGUCCGUUCCAGCUCGACCAUUUUGGACUUGACGGAGGUUGCUGUGGCAAUCGAGCCCGUGCCUGCCCUUCGCAUCCAUGCAUGGCGAGGGCUGCCAGAGCGCUUCUGGUUUGGACUGGGCGUUGCUGCAGUUUCCAGUGGCGUGCUGUGCUUAUUGUGGAGCAUGCGGCAGAGGAUCAUACGCUUGGAAUGCAUCUUGCCAGAGCGCCUGGCAGCUCUGGAGUCUCGGAUGAUUCGUCUGCAGGCUCGUACUGAGGAGCAGGCUCUGACGAUUGACCAGCAAGCUGCCACGAUUGCAGCAGCCAUCGAGAGACUUUCCUCUAGGGUGAAAGACGUUGCAGAGAAGAUGUCGGACCAGAUAUCUGGUGUCUGGGACAAGAUGCAUGGUUUAAUGACGCAUAUCUCAGUGCUGUCGGACAAGUUGGAUGAUCAGACCAGCUGCCCUGGUGCCGGGCGAUUGGACGAGGCAGCUGCGCUCCUUGCCCUGCGCACUCUGCGUCCAUGUUCCAGCCUGAUGUCCUCUGAAUCGCUUAGCGGCUUAACGUAG
Molecule: messenger RNA, 987 nt
Organism: Symbiodinium necroappetens
Lineage: Eukaryota; Dinophyceae; Suessiales; Symbiodiniaceae
Source: the annotation of a GenBank genome assembly